Messenger RNA from Pseudomassariella vexata, 1033 nucleotides. RefSeq lists its product as uncharacterized. The record is from RefSeq and is a predicted model, not a curated record. The transcript has 3 exons. NCBI's taxonomy places the organism in Eukaryota, Fungi, Ascomycota, Sordariomycetes, Amphisphaeriales, Pseudomassariaceae. Bases 214 to 846 code for a protein of 210 amino acids.
CUCGGUCCUUCUCCCAUGAGAAGCCGAGAUACAGCUACGUGGAUAACAUCCGGCGGAGAAGAGCCUCGUAGCUCCUGGGCCAGCCCAAGGUUGAAAAGGCAAGACCCGGACCCCAUCCCGAGUUGACUUGAUAAGUUCUUUGUGAAGACAGCUGAUCGUCUUCAUCUGCAAAACUGGUAUCAACGGGAGGAUGCACCACUCCAGGAUGUCAAAAUGCAGAAACAAUCACAUAAACAUAAGUCUUCGAGGCGGGAUAGACCACCGCGAUCAGCAAACGACACAACAGAAACUGCUUGGUCCCUUUCCCAAUGGCAUCCGGAGCACAAUCAGUUUUACAGGUCGAGAUACAAGGGAAGUGGCGAAGUAGAAUACGAGUGGCUCGGUUCUGAGCUUCCGCCCACCACUGAGUCUGCCCCUCGGACAAAUAUCAAUGUUGAUAGUCUUGCCCAGGGCAUGACGAACUUGGAUGUGAAUCAAAACGUUGGGUACGGCCAAGAUCCAUCCGGCGGUUACGCGGACCCUCACACAGCCGCAGAAGUUUCCGCAGAUCUUGGGCUUUCAACUUCGCCCAGGUAUACACAUUCCAUUCCGCAGGACCACCACACAAAACCCCAUGCUCGGAAGGGCAAUGGGAAGGAGUUUGCUUACGAAGGAACGACCGUUCCAUCUCGGAAGGGAAAAGAGGUAGCUAACGAAGAACCAAUUGCUGCGUCUCGGAAGGGGAAAGGAAGAAGCAGCCACUACGACGACCAAGCUGGGUUGCAACCUGCAUUCUCUGCAGCUGGCCAUACUUCGCAAUGUAAACCCAAAUUGAGCUUCAACACCUGCUUUUGCGAUUGGACAUAGCUGACUGACUUCUGAAGCACAAUACUCGGGCUACCAAGUGGAGGAGGACACCGACGCAAAUUACGAGAGAGAAAUAGAGAGGGCUCAACGUGAAAGUCUAAGAACUGUUGACUCCUAUGGACAUGAGGGAUCUUCCUCUUACGCCAAACCAUCCACUUAUGGUGCACUGUCAUCUUAUUCCUCGUCG